Vicugna pacos (alpaca) is the source of this 3030-nucleotide messenger RNA. It is a transcript of the gene DNAJB4, whose product is annotated as DnaJ heat shock protein family (Hsp40) member B4. Gene Ontology annotation, biological process: negative regulation of transcription by RNA polymerase II. Lineage: Eukaryota; Metazoa; Chordata; Mammalia; Artiodactyla; Camelidae. Gene Ontology annotation, molecular function: protein-folding chaperone binding. The record is from RefSeq and is a predicted model, not a curated record. Gene Ontology annotation, cellular component: cytosol.
GUCCUGUAGCAUUUGCUGUUCUAGAAAGUGCAGAGACACGUAGUGAAAAUGGGAGGACCCAGAAGGAGGCCGUCUCCCGUGUAGUGUAUAUUUAUCUGUAAGUGAGCUGUUGGAGAAGGAAUUAAAUACAGAGGCGCUGUCUGCUUGCUGCCUUAAGACAGCGAAGCUGAAUUGCUGAUUUGCUUUAACUUUUAAAACCCCAGCUUGUUUAUUUUUCUUAGAAUCAUUAUAUUGCUAAGACUGGGGACGCUGUUUUCUUUCACAAAGGGAAAUCUAAGUUCAUUUCAAGGCGUUCGAAAUGGGGAAAGACUAUUAUUGCAUUUUGGGAAUCGAAAAAGGAGCUUCAGAUGAAGAUAUUAAAAAGGCUUACCGCAAACAAGCCCUCAGAUUUCAUCCGGACAAGAACAAAUCUCCUCAGGCAGAGGAAAAAUUUAAAGAGGUCGCAGAAGCUUAUGAAGUAUUGAGUGAUCCUAAAAAGAGAGAAAUAUAUGAUCAGUUUGGGGAGGAAGGAUUAAAAGGAGGAGCAGGAGGUUCUGAUGGACAAGGAGGUACCUUCCGGUACACCUUUCAUGGUGAUCCUCAUGCCACAUUUGCAGCAUUUUUUGGAGGUUCCAACCCCUUUGAAAUUUUCUUUGGAAGACGGAUGGGUGGUGGUAGAGAUUCUGAAGAAAUGGAAGUAGAUGGAGAUCCUUUUAGUGCCUUUGGAUUCAGCAUGAAUGGAUAUCCAAGAGACAGGAAUUCUGUGGGGCCAUCCCGCCUCAAACAAGAUCCUCCAGUUAUUCAUGAACUUAGAGUAUCACUUGAAGAAAUAUAUAGUGGUUGUACCAAGCGAAUGAAGAUUUCUCGCAAAAGGUUAAACCCUGAUGGAAGGAGUUAUAGAUCUGAGGACAAAAUUCUCACCAUUGAGAUUAAAAAAGGAUGGAAAGAAGGCACCAAAAUUACUUUUCCAAGGGAAGGAGAUGAAACACCAACUAGUAUUCCAGCAGACAUUGUUUUUAUCAUUAAAGAUAAAGAUCACCCAAAAUUCAAAAGGGAUGGAUCAAAUAUAAUUUAUACUGCUAAAAUUAGUUUACGAGAGGCAUUGUGUGGCUGCUCAAUUAAUGUGCCAACAAUGGAUGGAAGAACCAUACCUAUGACAAUAAAUGAUAUCGUGAAACCUGGAAUGAGGAGAAGAAUUAUUGGAUAUGGGCUACCGUUUCCAAAAAAUCCUGACCACCGCGGUGACCUUCUAAUUGAAUUUGAGGUGUCCUUCCCAGAUACUAUAUCCUCGUCAUCCAAAGAAGUACUUAGGAAACAUCUUCCUGCCUCAUAGAAUGAGGAACUUUGUUACCCAUAUUUUGAUAAGGCACUGAAAAUACAAAAGGACUGGCCGUUUACUGAUGUAGAUGUGAAUUCUGUAUAAAGACAUGUAAAUUAUUUUGAGAGUUCAUUAAAUUGCAUGAAUAGAGACGGGUCAAAUAAGUAGGCAAAAGGGAUUUUUACAGUGGGAGAUGAAGAGAAAUCCAUUCACUAUAUUUUAUUUCACUUCUCCCAAGUCAGAAAUUUUUAGUAUUUUGCUUACAUGUGAAAUUUGUUUUUUGGAGUUAGUGGAUACAUUUCUAAUAAAGUGCUAGGCUCUCCAAGUACUUUAUUUCUUGUAUCUUUACAUUAUCAGGAUGAUAGUUUCUCAUUUAUAAUGGAAAUUUAAAUUCUUAACUGAACUAUACACGUGAUAGGUAUUUCUAGAAAAUAAAACCCAAGUCACUUGGAAAUCUGGUUGGCUAGAUUAAAAUCACCAUAUGAAAUGCUGCUAUAGGGCUGGUACCCAUAAAAGAAUAUCCUAAUGCAUUUGUUUCAUCAUUUUCAUUGUAAAAUUAUACUGUAGCAUUUCUUGAUAACAUAGCUGUAAUGUUCUUAAGGCAGACCUAUUCUUCAUAAAAAGGAAAUUAAUGGCAAUUUAUCUCCUGUGGAAAUCCCAAUUGCCUGUAUUACUGAUAUUUUAGAAAUAGGUUGUUUUUAAAAUACCAUAUGUAAUUUUAUGCAAGUUGACUAUAUAUCUUGGACUUAAUAAAUUAUAGGUACAUUUUAUUGUCCACUAGUUAAAAAUAAUUUGAUAAUAAAUGUGUUUUUAGAGGAAAUAUUGUUACUUGGAAUUAAUUUCCCAAUUACACAGUCUUCUGUAACUUACUCCAUAAUAUGCUGUAUGUACCUUAUGCAAUUUCCCUAAAAAGAAUAAACAACCACUAUGGUGUUAAACCAAAAUAUGGGGAAAAUAAACACUAACUGCUGCUUAUGAAUGAUGUUGCUACUACUUGUUAUGCAUAUAAAUAUUUUACUUUUUCCCUAUGUAUAGAUUGCAUUCUUAGGUGUUUUAAUUUUUUAAAUAUAUUUACGUUUAAAAACUUGUUUUAUUUUGUUUUCUAUUUUAUACUUAUAGCAAGAACGAUGUUUUGAAACAGUUUUUGGUUCAAAAGUAAUUUUCAGGAUGAUGGGUAUAUACACAAGGUGUAUUGGAUCCUAUCACCUUUUAGCAGACUAUGACGUCUUCUUUUAGAAAUUCAAUAAAUAGGUUUUAAUCACCAUAUACUUUACAGCUUCAUUGAGAUAUAAUUCACAUGCUAUAAAGUUUACCCCCUUAAGGUGUAGAGUGGAGUGGUUUUAGUAUAAUCACUGAGUUGUGCAACCACUUUCUAAUUCCAGAACACUUCCGUCACCGCAGAAAGAAACCCCAUAACCAUCGGCACUCAUUUCCCAUUCCUCCAGCCCCUGGCAAACACUAGUCUACUUUUUGUGUCUAUGGAUUUGUCUCUUCUGGACAUUUCAUAUCAAUGGGGUCAAACAAUAUUUGGCUUUUUAAGGGGGCUUCUUUCACUUAGCAUGAUGUUUUCAGGGUACAUCCAUGUUGCAUCAUGAAUCAGUACCAUACUUUUUUUUUAAUGACUGAAUAGUAUUCUAUUACAUGGGUUUACCACAUUUUGUCUAUCCAUUCAUUAGUUGAUGAGCAUUUAGGUUAUUUCUGCUUUUUGGCUAUUAUGAAUAUGCAACUGUGAA